AUGUCACAGGAUGAUUGGCCAAAAAGCACAUAUAUGCCAGAGGUGAAUCCCCAUCCAUUGAUUUCCCAGAUAAGAAAUGACUAUCCUUUAGAUGCUGUUGCCCAGUAUCUUUAUGAAAAUGCUCCGCUGCCCUCUGAAAUUAUUUCCAGCUUGGAAAAGAGAGUAAAUGAAUGCAAAAUACAAGCCCAGGAGCAUGCUGAACAUGUAUUUACUUUGGAAUCAGAAAAAUCAGAAAUAGAUGAGCAAUCAGAACAAGUUGAUGAAACAUCAUCCGCUGAAUCACAGGGUAUUUUGAAGAAGAAAAAGAAAAAAGUGAAGUUUCCUGUAGAUGCCAUACAAGACUCAAAUGGUAAAAGCCUGGAGAAUUACAGUUUUCCUGGCUUCAAUUUGUGGAAACUUACGAAACUUCCAAACCAUGUAGAACCUGCACAACUCUGGGACUCAGUUCUAAAAGUCCAAAUUUUCAAGGGUGUGAAUAUCAAAGUUUUGAAGCGGCUGUUUUUUUCUGAACCAUCUCUUGCGAUUUUGCAGGAUUGUUUUUGGUGGUGGUUUCUUCAUAAGUUCAAGCCUAAUCAAGAUGAACAGGACCACUUUUUUGACAGAAUAUCAGCUAGCUAUGUGACCCUUCUGUGGAGCAUACCCAAUUACAUUAAAGAUGAUUUUCUUCAGAUGUAUCCUGACAGCUUGUCCCAAGCCAUCUAUGUUACUUUUUGUGAAGCUUUUCCUCAAUCUUGUGAUCGUUUUGAUGAUGAGUUUAAAGAUGAAUUAAUGGAUUUAAUUUUCCAGUGGAUAAGAGGUUUUAAACCACAAAAAUUUGCCUGGAAAAAGUGGAACUUGGGGUGGAUGGAAACACUUAGAAAAUCUAAGGUAGAGAAAGAUUCUCAGAAAUCAUCACAUACAAAACUUCAGCCUAGAAGAAGGUCAAGGUCAAGGUCAAGAUCAAGAUCAAAAUCAAAAUCAAAAUCAAAAUCAAGAUCAAGAUCAAGAUCAAGAUCAAGAUCAAGAACAUGUAAGUACCAGGCAAAUGGAUACAAGGAAUUAUCCAAUGUUUGUUCAAGAGCUGUGUAG
This is a messenger RNA of Candoia aspera, 1068 nucleotides long. RefSeq names its product family with sequence similarity 227 member B (gene FAM227B). Lineage: Eukaryota; Metazoa; Chordata; Lepidosauria; Squamata; Candoiidae. The record is from RefSeq and is a predicted model, not a curated record. The transcript has 9 exons. The coding region runs from base 1 to 1068 and encodes 355 amino acids.